AUGCUCACUCAGCCAUCCAACUUUCUGCAGCAGUUAGCCCUACAGGUAUGUGAGUGUACUCAGAUAUUAGCCAAUCUACAAUGGCUCUGUGAGUUUCAGGUGCUUGCAUGCAUUCCACUCGAAGGAUCAGUAGCCUUUGAAGAGGUGGCCGACAUUAGCAAUGUCCCAGCGGACCGGCUCCAGCGUGUAGUUCGCCUGAUGACGACCACUGGCUUUCUCUGUGAGCCUAGCCAUGGGCACGUUGCUCAUACUCAGUUGUCGGCGUCAUUUGUCACCGAGCCAGCAUUAUUGGAUGCAGCCUUGUUUCUGGCUCAGAUAGCGGUUCCCGCGGCACUCAAGAUGACGCCCGAAGUUCAGCCAUUUUGUACGUCGUCUGAUCGUCCCCAGCUGUGGGCACUGAGGGCGGCCGCAGACGGGCAAAUGACCGUUUUUGCCGAUGGUCUGGACUCCUCGCAACCCAAGGUCCAGCGUCAGUUUGCCGCCUAUCUGGCCCAUGGGAUACUGGACGAGGCAUCCGCAGUCGAUGAGGUGCUCAAGCUGGUGGAUUGGGAGGGUCUCGGAUCAACGACGGUAGUAGAUAUUCACCCUCCAUCGAUAACCACUGCAGCGACACUGGCCGCACUGGCGCCGGCCAUUCAAUUUGUCGUCCAAACGAGCUCCCCCAGUGGCCAGGGGGGUCUCAUCCCCAGCCCCGAUGGCCCCGGGGGUCCUUCGUGGAUGACCUACCAUCUUCCAUCGUCGGUGAGUAGCCGUAUCUCGGUGCAGUCUCGAGCACCUGCAACCGCCCAGACAGUUGUAGGGGCUGCCCUCUACAUCAUGCGUCUCCCAUCCCCAUCUCCACUGUUAUCGUGGACCACGGUUCGAAACCAAGUCAUGUUGGAGCUCCGAGCCCAUCUCCAGGUACUUCGCGCACAGCCCACUUCCCGCUUACUUUUAACUGCCCUGGUCCUGCCCCUUCCGGGAGCCGUCGAUCGUGGGACAGAAGCUAUGGUACGGCUGCGGGAUCUAUCGCUUCUCCAACUAUCCAAUGACAGGCAGCCAAGCAAGCCCGAGAUCAUUGAGCUUUUGGCUACUGCACGAGAUUCGGGGGGGGGGCUAGUCUUGAGUAAUGAGAUACGCUCGCCCAGCAGUGCCGUGAUCAUCCUUGAGGUGCGGUAUCAGGCUUACGAAGAGAAGGGGCGCUGA
Aspergillus ochraceoroseus IBT 24754 is the source of this 1185-nucleotide messenger RNA. RefSeq lists its product as uncharacterized. Gene Ontology annotation, molecular function: methyltransferase activity. The record is from RefSeq and is a predicted model, not a curated record. The transcript has 3 exons. Lineage: Eukaryota; Fungi; Ascomycota; Eurotiomycetes; Eurotiales; Aspergillaceae. The coding region runs from base 1 to 1185 and encodes 394 amino acids.